Abrus precatorius (Indian licorice) is the source of this 672-nucleotide messenger RNA. Its product is annotated as auxin-responsive protein SAUR36-like. Bases 55 to 537 code for a protein of 160 amino acids. Lineage: Eukaryota; Viridiplantae; Streptophyta; Magnoliopsida; Fabales; Fabaceae. The record is from RefSeq and is a predicted model, not a curated record. Gene Ontology annotation, biological process: response to auxin. The transcript is spliced from 2 exons.
AAGAAAGAAAAAAGAUUUAAAAAAAAACUGCGGUUUCUGAUUUUUGUGAAGACCAUGCAAUUCAAGCUCGGCGGGCGCGUGAUCCGGGUCACCAAAUGGAUCUUCAGACGGGUCAGGAUCCGACGCAGAUACCAUCGUUUGGGUGGUUCUAACUCUAACCCCAUGGCGAAGCUUCUCACGUGGGCGCGCAUGUUGAAGAGAGGAGCCAGACUCCUGUGCGAGAGGAAGGGGUCGGGUUAUAUUCCAAUCGGGUCGGAUCCGGAUAGUGUUCCGGCCGUGCCAAAGGGGCAUUUGGCAGUGUACGUGGAGGAGGAAGACGGCGCGUGUCAGCGCGUAGUAGUGCCGGUGAUUUACUUCAACCACCCUUUGUUCAGUGAUUUGUUGAAGGAAGCGGAGAAGGAGUUCGGGUUUGAGCAACAGGGUGCGUUCACAAUUCCGUGCCGGUUCACUGAGUUUGAACGAGUCAAGACCCGAAUUGCAUCCGGGUCGGGUUUGCGGAGGAACCGGAGACGAUUGGCGUGGCGGGUACAGUGUUGAACUACGAAGUGUUGAUGGGGUGACUUGAAAUAUGCUUUCGGAAUUUUUAUUUUUAAAAAUAGGUUUGAGAUAUUUAUUUAUAUAUUUCACUUUUUUUUUUUAAUUGGGAAUUCUUUAGGUGGGUAUUUGAAUGUU